AUGGCGGACUCGACGGAAAUUCCGUGCAUCGCCAUCGCCCCCAAGGCACCACAUACACAUACUGUCGUCUUUCUGCACGGCCGUGGCGACAAUGUACACAACUUUACUCGGGCGCUAAACUUUUGGCGCGAUUCCCAAGGCAAAACACUAGCUGAUAGGUUUCCUUCUUUCCGCUGGGUGUUCCCUCAGGCCCCAAAACGCCAAUGUGCGACGUCUUCAGACAUCUGGCCGCAAUGGUUUGAUGUCUGGAAUGUCCGAAAUUUUGCCGAUCACGAAGGACUCCAGGCUAUUGGGCUCAAAGAGGUUGUUCCAGCUAUACGAAACAUUUUAAACAGCGAGUCCUCUCUGUUAGGAGGGCGGUUUGAUCGCAUCGUCCUAGCAGGAAUAAGUAUGGGCGCAGCCACUAGCGUCCACACACUGUUCAAUCUAGACGUGCCAGCAACUCAAGGCGGCAGGCUUGGAGCGUUUUUAGGAUUCUCCUGUCGCUGUCCAUUUGCUGGUAGAACAUUAUCCGAGAUGCGAGAUGUACUCGAUUUGGAUUGUGUUCCCGAUCAUGACAAUACUCUACGAAAUACACCAAUGUUGCUUGAGCACUGCGUUGACGAUCCGCUAGUAUUGGUUGAAAAUGGCCGUGGGUUACGGGACAUUUUGCGUGGUCAUGUUGUCGACCGACCGUCUACAUCUGUCUCGAACUCUCAGUCAAACGACCCACAGCUUGCUGAACCUUUAUACUCACUGAAUCAUGUGGAGGAUACUCAAAAUCCGGCUCCGGAGGACGAUCGCGCGUACUACACCCCGUAUGGGCAGUUUGCUGGCGACAUUACAGCCGCAGUAGACGACAGAGCGGGCCUCGCUCCGUCGCCAGUCAUUACAAGUCUAGUCCCCUUUGUGGAUGCACCACUAUUUGGAGAAAUAGAGUGGAGCCAUUCAGGUAGUGGUAUUGGAUCGCCCACAAAGUUACCUCCCCGUGCAUAUGCCGAUAGACUCGUGGGUGUAUACUGGCAACAUGUCCACCCAAUCGAGUCAAUCCUUGACAAAAAACAGUUUUUACGCGACUACGAGGGUAUAUGCAACUCGCACAAUACUUCUGUCGACGGCAAUUGCACACUUAAACUCAGUAUAAUUAAUCUUGUCUUUGCUUUAGCGGUACAGAGGCAGGAAACGAUCCCUGUACAACAGCGUGAUGAUGAGGCCAAUAGCUAUUUUCUGCGUGCAUGGGCGCUUCUUCCUCUAGAAAGAGUUUUGUGGGAGUCUGGCUCGCUCGAGAUGGUUCAAUGCUUGAUGCUUAUGAAUAGAUAUCUUCACUGUACCAACAAUCGACAAAAGACCUGGACGACGGCGGGUUUAGCAAUGCGAAUUGCUCAGAGCUUGCGCUGCUUUCUCGCCUAUGACUCUUCGUCCAAGGAGUCUACCAAGGAUCGGAAACUGAAACAACAGAUAUGGGCAAGCUGUGUUGGACUCGAUAGAUGCGUGUCGUGGUCACUCGGCACGAUAUCCACUUCAUUCCCGGUCCUUCCAUGGCAAAGCACUGAAGGAUCCGAUCCCACACCUUUAAAUGACGGUCAACAAGACAAAAGUAACAUGGAACAUCUGUACUUGGAAAUUUAUGAGAUUGGAAACCAAAUCCAAUUAGCACAGACGCAAACUCGGAAUACUUUUGGAGCUAAGUUGGGUCUACCACGUCCAUACCGACAAGAACAGUACCACUCUGUGGCAGUGCAGUUAGACACUUGUCUUGAUAGGUGGGAGAGUAAACUUCCUACUCACUGGAAGUUGCAGAAUCUCCCACUGGUCAUUGAUAGGGUCUCUCGGACACAUGGGUAUCUGUUGCAAUUUCGACCGCUCUUGGCACGUGUCUACUCUAUCAACUUUGACAUGGUGCAAAAUCAAACGUCAACUAACCCAUCGAGCCUAAGUGAUCGGGUUAUCAAAGACUGUGCUACAGUUUGUGUCGAGGCAGCACAAAAGCUCACAAAGAUGAUCAUCGAGAUACUAGMCCCUUACGAGCCAAUGGGUCUCCUGCCAUGGUGGUAUCGCAUCUACUAUUUGCAUAUCGCAGGAACCCACUUUUUGGCAGCAAUGUUUUCGGCUGAGCUUUUCACCGAGUCGGUGUCGAAGUCGUGGGAUGAUGUUUUGUCGGCCCUCCGAGCACAUGAACAUCUGAGUACAUACGUAUCACAAUGUAUCAGGAAGUUUGAGGCUCUAUCAACGAGGAUUGCUCAAACAAGAAGAAGUAAGGAUGAGGGCAACAGCGAUUUUCCCCUCGAGUUUCAAGGUGCCGAUAUUUUCAGCAAUGAUAUCUUCCAGGACUUGGGCUGGAACUUUGACGAUUUUCUCUACGAUAGCGGAGCUAUGAUGGACGGCUAG
Talaromyces amestolkiae is the source of this 2367-nucleotide messenger RNA. RefSeq lists its product as uncharacterized. Bases 1 to 2367 code for a protein of 788 amino acids. The transcript has 4 exons. NCBI's taxonomy places the organism in Eukaryota, Fungi, Ascomycota, Eurotiomycetes, Eurotiales, Trichocomaceae. The record is from RefSeq and is a predicted model, not a curated record. Gene Ontology annotation, cellular component: nucleus. Gene Ontology annotation, molecular function: DNA-binding transcription factor activity, RNA polymerase II-specific; zinc ion binding; RNA polymerase II cis-regulatory region sequence-specific DNA binding. Gene Ontology annotation, biological process: positive regulation of transcription from RNA polymerase II promoter by galactose; DNA-templated transcription.